Molecule: messenger RNA, 1490 nt
Organism: Caenorhabditis sp. 36 PRJEB53466
Lineage: Eukaryota; Metazoa; Nematoda; Chromadorea; Rhabditida; Rhabditidae
Source: the annotation of a GenBank genome assembly
AUGUCGGUGAGUGUGCAAGUGCGCUCCAUUGAGAAAUUGCACGGUUCUUCCCGAAAACUUCGUUGCAGGACCUGAAAAACGUGCCGUUUUUGCCGAUUUUACCGCUCCAAAAGCCGCCGGACGAGCGCAAGACCCUCCAGAUUCCCAUGUUCACAUUCGCAAAAGAUCGCGGCGUCGGCCAAAUGCUCUUCGAGCUCUCGGCUCUUUUCGGCCUCGCUCGACAGCUCGGAAGGGUUCCUAUUCUGAACGGAAUCAAAGACGCGAAAAUUAUCGAUCGGAUGAGAGAGAUUAGAGAGCAUUUUCCGAAGUUUGGCGAGAAAUUCGAAGAAAUCAAUGUGCAGGUUUGUUGGCGUUUUUCGGCGUCAAAAAUCCAAAAAAUUGAAGCUCACCGACGCGUUUUCCAUAAAUUUCAACAUUCGCUAUUGUUGUGUGCACGAAACGCCGCCGAAAUCGGCCGAAUUGAUUCCCCAACACGUGCUUCUCAACGGCGUUUAUUUCCAGGUAUGCAAGUGCGCUCCACUGCACUUUUCUCCUCGAAAAUCUUCAGAGUUUCAAAUAUUUCAACCAUUAUCGAUCGGAAAUUCGUGAAUUUUUGCGGCCAAAACCGCAAAAUUCGAUCCGCUCCGAAGCGAUCAUUCCGGAAGAGUUUCGCGGAAAUUUUUUGUGAGCUACGCUGAAUAGUGAAUUUUAUUGAUUUUUGUGGGAAAUUUUAGAAUUUGUACGCACACAAAACAAAAAGAAGUCGUCGACGCCGGAAUUUCAAAGCCUUCCGACCCGUUUUUCACACGGGCGGCCACCGAUUUUCUGGUGAAAAAAUGUGCACAUUUCUUUUCAAUUUAAAAACAUUUAUAAAACAAUUUUUAGAUCAAUCACAAGAAAACACAGAUAUUACAGUGGCUUUAUUGGGAAACGGCCCGAUUUGGGCGCACGAUUUAUUUUACGGUACGAAAUUUGAAUUUCGCGACGACAGGAUUACUGUAGAGAAGUUUAAAGGCGCAGAACGGACAUUUUUGCAGAUAAAUUAGGAAAGUCUAGUAUUUUUCUGCCGCCGACCGACGUAAUGACGCCCGAAUCGUCGCCAAAUUAUACUGUAAAAACGAGAAACAAAUUAGGAUACGAAUUUCAACAAAUUUCUCAGGCAAUUCUGACGCUCGGACUGUUGCCGGCCGACGAUUUGGCAUUUUCCCGAAAGUUCUGUGACGUCAUUCUGCUCACGGCGCCGACGAGCUCGUUCGGCUGGUGGCUCGCGUAUUUGGCGAAGGAAAACGCGCAAGUUUAUUAUCGGUAUGCAAGUGCGCUCCACUGAACUUGUUUUUUCGGGAAAUUGUACAAAUUUUUGUAGAGAUCCAGCUGAAGUGAAGGAUCAAAUUGUGGCGGAAAUGAAGGAGGAGGACUAUUUCCCGGAAUCCUGGCAGAAAUUAACCAGUUCUCAAGUCGAAUCUCGGAAAAAAGCAAAAAAUUUGGACAAUCAUGUUGAAUUAAAUAAAUAA